This is a messenger RNA of Gopherus evgoodei (Goodes thornscrub tortoise), 8070 nucleotides long. RefSeq lists its product as uncharacterized. The transcript has 2 exons. NCBI's taxonomy places the organism in Eukaryota, Metazoa, Chordata, Testudines, Testudinidae. The record is from RefSeq and is a predicted model, not a curated record. The coding region runs from base 41 to 4456 and encodes 1471 amino acids.
AUGUACAAAGUUUUGUGAUGAUAAGCUGCUGAUAGAUCCCAUGGUGCUGAAGAAGAAGCUCAAUAGGAUGGCAACAGAACCAGGGGCUUUUGCUGUCCUCAGCAGCCUGCUGCUUUACAUCACAGACCUCGCAGCCUGCGACCCACAGAUGCCAAGGAAGAAGGCAAAAUGGGCAGAAGGCAAAGGAAGCAAGGUGAUUUGUAAUCCUGAAUGCCAAAGUGCAGACAAGAGCAAGCGCCCCACAAGAUUCCAGCUUUUGCAAUCCAAGUUCAUGAAUAACAAUCAUGAACCUUACAUAAAGAAGACAAGAGAAGUUGGCAAACUAAUCAUUAAAGAAAAGCAGUGGGUAAACAGAGGCUGUCUAAAUGCCACUGUUAACAAAUUAGACAAAAAUAAGGAGAAAAAAGGAAGUGGUCAAGCACCAGAAGAGAACAAAAAGAUAAUGCCCAAUGAGAGGGUCAAGUGGAAUGGUCUGAGUGGGAAAAAUACAGUGAAAAACAUUCUGAAGAAAUUUUUAGCUGCAGGGGAGAAAGAAACUAAGGAGAAUGCUUCUGUCUGGAAAAAGAAAGAGCCAAACAGCAGUUUGCCAAAAAUAAUCAGCAGGAAUUCUGUUUUCUCCAAACUGAAGGAAAAGUUUGAACAGGAAAGUUCUGUUUGUUCAGCCACAGAGGCGAAAACAUUGCUGUUGCGCAAAGGUAAGAAAAAUACAAAGGCCCCAAGUAGAACACCUAUUCACAAACCAGAGGUCACAGUGCUCCACACUGUAACAGCCACAGUUCUAAAUAGCCCUCAGUCCCAGUAUUUAGUGUGUACGAAGGCUCCAAUGCCUAGAUUCAGUGUUGUGACUGAAAUUAGCCAUCCUUGGAGCUGGUGGACAAACAACACUGAUAGUAAUCAGCCUUUUGAUCUUGGCACUCAAAUGGGAGAAGUGAGUGACUCUGACAACAAACAUGAUAUUAAGCCUGGUAAGAAUGAAAUGCUAGAAAAUAGAGCACAAGACAGAGAGUACAAAGGACAGAUGCAAACUGUACAAUGUGUAAUGCCCAAGGUCAUGACUGACAACAAGGACAGCGCAGAGACUAAAAUAGAUUCCACAAACCAAGGACUUGGUUUUCUUCCUAAUCUAGACUGCUCUUCUACUUUCUGUAAAAAUAAAGCCCUUGCAGACAGCAUUCCUACCUUAUCUAAACCCACAUUAUCUCACAAGGGGAAGAGCACAUUAGCUGGAUUUGAUACAUCUUCAUUAGGGGAUAAUAAAGCUGCUCAAAAUGUUAGUGAAGACAAUCCAUCUACUAACUUGCCUUAUUCUGGUAUAGCUGAAGGAUCCAGUGCACACAAUCCCCAGGAUAUUAAAGAGGUUCAUAUUCCUAAAAUAACAGUGAAUGCAUGCAGUUCAAAGGAGACAGAAAUAGUUUUCUCAGAGUCAGAAAAAGAUCCUCUCUUCACAAGCCAAAAAUGUUUCCCGGAGGAGAAACUAUCGGAAAGUAUUCCAUGGUUUUGCUCCCCAGUAGUUCAGGCAUCUCAGAAUGUAAUGCCUCCAAGUGAUGACCUGCAGUUAACUGUCAAAAUACCAGUUACUGACAAAAUGCCACCGCUGAUGCCCAGGCAAGAAAAUGCAUCAGAUUUUAAAGGCAAACAUUCCAAAGCAGCUGUAAAAAGAGAGAAAUUUCACUAUAAACAGGAAAUAUUUCCUAGUUCUAGAAAAAAUGAUUGCAAAAUCACAGCUAAGCAAGAAGAGGAACCAGCCAUAAACCCAAACAGGCUGUCUGAUUGUCAAAUGCAAACUGAACAAAUAACCCAGGAAUCACAGCCACAUCAAAUGCUUAGCCAACAAAAUAACAUUGAUAAUUUCAGUACUAAUGUAUCAAAUCCGACUAUGAGUCAGACAUACCAAGUACACUUAUCAAAUGAUUCAAAGAAGGAAAAAAGUGGUAUUGUAGAAGGAAAGCAUAUCUGCUCUGAUUUUGAAAAGGACCAAGGGCCAUUGUCAAGUUAUUUAAUGAAGCACAGGUGUUAUAUUCCAGAAGAUAAUUUUGGGAAGGACCAAUUAUCCUCAUCAAAUGAAAUGGCAAGUCAGGAAAACAAUACUGCCAGAGAAAGGAGUACCUUGUGUCAUCUUGAGACUUAUCAAAUGCCAUCAAAGUAUUUCAUGAAGCAUGAAAGUGACAUUGCAGAUGAGAAUCCCUGGCCUAAUUCUGAGACAUGUCAAUCAUUCUCAUCAAAUUAUUUAACAAAGCAUGAAAACAGUACUGCAGAACAAAGAAUCUGGCAUGCUAUUGAAAAGCCCCCAAUCCCAUCAUCAAAAGAUUUGGUGAAAGAUGAAACCUAUAGUGUAGAAGAUAAGAAGGCUUGUCAUAAUUCUGGUAAGUACCAAUUACCUUCUUCAAAUGAGUCUGUGAAGCAUAAAGAUGAUAUUAUAGUAAAGAAUACUAAGUAUAAUGGUGAGAAUUACCAGACACCACCAUCAUCAAGUGAUGUCAUAAACCAUGAAAAUAAUACAGCCAAAGAGAAGAAUAUCCAUCAUGUUUUUGAGAAAAAUCAGUUACUCUCACCAAAUGAACUGGGGAAGCAUGAAAAUAAUACUGCAGAAGAGAUAAGUCCCUUGAGUAACAUAGAGAAAUCCCAAUUACCCUCAUCAAAUGCACUGGUGAAGCCUGAAAAUAAUACCGCAGUAGGGAGAAUCCCCUUGAAUAACUGGGAAAAGUACCGACUACCCUCACCAAAUGGAUCAGAGAAGCAUGAAAAUAAUACGGUGGUAAAAACAAGACCCUGGCGUAAUCUGGAGCAGGACCAACUGCCAAUUCCAAAUGAUGCUCUGAAUUAUGAAAAUGAGAAGAGAGGUGAGAACUUUGAGAAAAACCAGUUUCCUUCCUCAAAUGAAAUGGUGACACAUGAAAAUAAUAGUGCAAGUGAGAGAAAUAACUUACAUAAAUAUGAAGAGUACCAAAUGCUGUCAUCAGAUGAUGGCUUGAAGCAUGAAAAUGAUGCAAUGGUAGAGAAGAAUGCUACUGCAACAGAGAGAAAUACCUUGUGUAACUCUGAGAUGUGCCAAAUACCGACAUCAGGUGAUUUCAUAAAGCAUAAGGAUAAUAAUGCAAAAGAGAAGAAUUCUUCUAGUUUUGAGACAUGCCAAUUACCCUUAUCAAAGAAUAAAAUAAACACUCCAGGACCGAGAAAUACUUUGUGUAACAUCAAAUACCAAAUGCCAACAAGAGAUUUAGUGGAAAAUGAAUAUGACACAACAGAAGAGGAAAGCACAUGUUGUAAUACUGAGAAAUAUCAACUGUUCUCAUCUCAUGAAUCAAUGAAACAUGAAAAUAAUGCUGCAGAGGCAAGAAAUAUCCAGAGUAACUUUAAGAAUUACCAAAAGCCUUCAUCAAGAAAUAUAGGGGAGCAUGAAAGCAAAACUGUCCAAGAGAAGAGUACCAAUCAUAAUUUUGAAGAGUACCAGUUACUCUCAAGAAAUGCACCACAGAAGCAUGGAAAGAAAGCUGCAGUAGAGAGAGAUACCUUGUGUAAUCCUAAGAAGAAUCAAAAACCAUCAUCAAGUUCAUUGGUUAAGCAUGAAAAUAAUGUUACAGUAGAGAAGCAACAACAAACACCAUUGUCGGAUGAUUUUGUGAAGCAUGAAACUGAAACUGUGGAAAAGAAUAAACAUCAUAGUUCUGAGAAGUACCAGUUAACCUCAUCAAAUAAAUUGGUCAAGCAUGGAAAAAAUACCACAGUAGAGAAAAAGCAACAAAUACCAACAUCAAAUGAUUUUAGAAAGCAUGAAACUAACACUGUGAAAGAGAAGAAUAAACAUCAUAGCUCUGAGAAGUACCAAUUAACCACAUCAAAUAAAUUGGUGACACAUGGAAAAAAUACCACAAUAGAGAAGAAGCAACAAAUACCAAUAUCAAAUGAUUUUAGGAAGCAUGAAAUUAGUACUACAGAAAAGAAAAAUCCACAUCUCAAAGUUGAGAAAUACCAGGUACCCUCCUCAAGCAAACUGGAGAAGUAUGAAACUAAUAGUUCAGGAAAGAAAAAUAGUUUGUGUGACUUUGAGAAGUAUCAAGCUUCAUUGCCAAGUGAUCUCAUAAAACAUCAAAGUGAUUCAGCAUUAGAGGAGAAUACUUGGCAUAACAUCGAUAACUACCAAAAAUUACCCCUAUCCAAUGAUGUAUCCAAACAUGAUAAAAAUACUGUAGAACAGGGGAAAACCCAGCAUGGCUUUAAGAAGUACCAUAAACUAUCAUCAAAUGAUUUAGCAAAGCAUGAAAAUGUUGCUGCUGAAGGAAAGGCCAGGAGACAAGGGUCUGAUCAAACAAAUGACAGAAAAACAGAACUCCAGGACUGCGCAAGAACAGCAGCACAAGCAAAAUACAUAGCAGAAAGUUACAGUGAAGGACCCCUAAAUUCAUCUUUUAAACCAAUGAUAGUUAGAGUAAGUGAUACAUUUAAACAUCACACCUGAAAUAUCUCUACAGGUAAACUAAUUACCUCAAUUAUUUGUGUCAUCAGAUCUUUCUUUUUUCCAUCAGUGUUCAAGACAUUAAAUUAUCACUUUGUAAUUGCAUGGAUAUUGAUGUGUAUUUCUUAGGGUGCGAUUCUUUUCCCUUUCUUAAACACUGGCCAGAAGAUCACUGCAAAUAUAUCAUCAAAUUAAUCAUCAAUUUAUUAUGAGAGGGACUGAGAAAUCAUCAACAAUUUAAUCCUGCUCCAAUCUCUCCUUGAUAAAUGCUCAGUUUUGUUUGUAACUAGGGUAUUUUGAGGAUGAACUUUCCUUUGUAUUUACUCAUUCUAAUAAAACGCUGUUACUACUCCUUGUAGGAACGGCUUUAGACAAUGUCAGGCUUCGUUAGGUCAGAAAUGGCCACUUAAGUUCUAGCUUUAAAGCUGUAAAUGCAAAGGCUGAUCCUUGCUAACAUGAAUAAUUUUCAAGGGUAAUGUGCAGAAAGGUAGAUGCUUCCUUUAUCUGCAGGAAAGUCCUGAGAGGACAAUAUGUUAAAUAAUUUACUGUCGGGCGCUUAUGUUCUGUGGUAUAAAUAUUGGGAAAAUAUUGAUUGAACCUUCUGUCAAGAUAUUUACACUUUCGGGUGUGUACAAUAUUGAUAUGUGUUUGUAGAAAUAGGUUAUUUCCUCAUGCAUGUCACACUAUAGCUACUCUUGUGUUCACAAAGGGCCAUAAUGUAGCAACUACAAGUACUCACAAAGGGCCCAGUCCUGUAAGGUGCUGAGCAGGUCAAUGAAAACAGGCUGCUGAGAAUGCUGCAGGAAGGGUUCAGGACUUUGCAGGAUUGGGGUUAAAUUGCCUUUGUGGCAUAUCAGGGGCAGACAGGCCAAGGCAGGCAUUGCCAUGGAUAUUAAAGUUACUCAUUGGAAAGUCUUAUCAUGCUCGUGCUUUCCUGUCAAGUGUAGCAAGUGUUUACCAUAGUAUGAUAUGAAACUUGAUAAUAAUGAACAGCUAAUGUCACUGAAACGUGCCAGUGGAAUGUGAUGUUCAGAGUGGACAGUAAUAGCAACUUUUAUGUAAAGUUUGUGUGUCCCAGGCUUUGCUUUGGUAGAUAGGAUUGGUUUGUUAUGUUUCCUUCUUUCUGCCCAGCUGCUGAACAGAAUGUAGCUGCAAAAUGGAAUCUUGCUGUUAAUGCCACAUAACACCCUGUGGUAGAUUGGCAGAAUGCUCCUCUAUGACUCCAGCCAAGAGAAUGAUGACAUGAGCAGACUGGCAGCAUGCUAAAUUCAAAUCCCUUUGAUGACAGUGUGAAGAGCACAGAUACACAGACGACAGCUGGGCUGGGCAGGCAGGGGACACUGCUUUGAGAGGUGACAUGGAACACAGUGUUCCCUUCCUGAUAGCUAAAGAAGGUGAUAUUUCAAAUUUUUCCUUGAAGACAUCGCAUUAGCCUUCCUGGUAGCAAGAAGCUCAUGGAGUGAAAUCUUCCCCUUCCCAUGCAGAGGGCCAGAUAAAAGAACUGUGCCCCCCUUAAAGCCACAAAAUUGGGAGUAAGUAGAAUUUAUGGGUUGUAUAAUACUGGACCUCUGCACAGGGGAGAAUUCCAUUCAUGGAGACUUUUUGAGCCAGCAGCCAUUGAGGCUUCUUAGAACUGAACUAAGCAUGAUUGAUAUUAUUAUUCAGUAUUACAUGACCUAGUUGGAAAGUGCACUGUAACAUAAAAAAAAUCAAUAUCAAACUAGAAUAGCAAGUUCUCUGUUUGCCUGCUCUCUAGCUGGGGUCUAAAAAUUGCAGAUAUAUCUGGCUGAAGUGGGGAUUUUUUUUUUAAUAAAAAAUGAGUGUUUAUUUUUUGUAAUAAAAACCUGCAGUUCAUAUGGUUGGAAAAAUCACCAACCAGAAUUAGGGAGCUUUUACUAGCUGCCUGGAAAUUGAUAAAGUGUUACUUGGGCAAUGCACAGGGAAUUUUAUCUAUGUGUACCAGGAAGCCCAACCCCUCUCUGUGUGUAUCCUACAUGUCUGCUUCUCUUGUUGCUGCCGAAGCACUACACAGUAUUCUGGAACACUUUCCUUUCAGUACAAGUCAGAUAUUAGUGAGGUAGAUAAUUUUUAGGGGGUGAUUUUUGCAUUUCUGUAUGCCUCAAUGUAUAUGGGCUAGAAAAGUGAUAAAUCCAUUAGCAUCAAUUGAUCAUCUGCCAUAGGAACUGGAACUAGGAGUGUUGCAUCCCCUGGCUUGAAGUGGUUUCCAUUAUAUAUAGGGUUUCCAGUUUAAUUCAAUGGCUUUUGGCACCCCUGCUACAAAAAUUGUUCCAGCAUCCUUGUCAUCUACCACAAGCAACCUUAAAACACUGGAGACACUUGCACCAACUGCAAACUAAUGUGUGAUGGCCCAGUAAAGUAAACCACAUCUUUUAGUAUCAAUAAUUAUUAAGGAAAUGUCAAAACAGCCUAGGUAUUUAACAAAAACGACAUAUAAGCCGGGCAGGGGGAGGGAGGUUGUAUCACUGUCCUGGGAAGGGAAGUGAACACCAAAACCUACUCCCCUUAAGGCCCUUGGCUCAGGGCACCAUUUAUUGUUUGAACACAAAAGACAUAAAAUAAAGCAACUUUUAGUUGCUGGCUACAAGCCCAGAGGUUUUUUCCCUUGUUGCCUCCAGCCAUGUGGUAGGCAGGGAUCCCUUAACCCUUUUUUGAAUUGCUGCUCACCUUGCCCAAACAAGUAAUUAUUUUUUUUGCUAUUUUUGUUAGCACAUCUGAUGUUUACUUUUCUAUAUUUGAAUUAUUAAUGUAAUCAUAUGCAGUACUGCUACUGUAAAAUGUUAUUGUUUUAUAUUCUACUAUAGUUCACUAGGGCUGGGAUUUUGAAAGGGCAUAAGGGAAUUAGAUAUUCACCUAAGGGAAUGAAGGACUCAGAUCUCAUUGAUUUAAAUGGAAUUUAGGUGUCAGAUUCCCUUAUGCUGCUUUUGAAAAUCCCAACUUAGACCUAAAUACACAAAACCACAACCUUCUUGCAAAUGAAAAGAAAGAAGAGUGCAAAGGGUUUCUGCAAAGCAAUUCCUGCAUAUGUGUUACAAUUUAGAAUUUCCAAUGUUAAUAGUGUCUUCCUCAUUUGUAUAUGCAGUUAUUUUUGUUAGGACCCCAAGCAAACAUGAUGACAUUUUUUUCAUGCGCCGGUGCAUUUUGCAUUGAUUUGAGUUUUUGUAACUUUGCUUUAAUUGAACACUGAGGGUCAUGAAAAAGAAGGCAGUCAAGAAGCAUGACUUUAAACUAGAGGUUGGGGCUCUUGGAGUAAAAGAAUUAGGCUUUAGAGGAGGACUGGAAUACCAUACAAGAAGAUCUGGACGACCUUGAAAACUGGAGUAUUAGGAAUGGGAUUAAAUUAAACAGUGUAAAGUGCAAGGUCAUGCAUUUAGGGACUAACAACAAGAAUUUUUGCUAUAAGCUGGGGACUUAGUUGGAAGUGACAGAGGAUGAGAAAGACUUGGGUGUAUUGGUUGAUCGCAGGAUAACUAUGAGCCACCAGUGAGAUGCGAUUGCAAAAAAGGUUAAUGCAGCCCUAGGCAUAGGUGCUGCUACACAGGGCCCGCCCAGAGGAUUCAGGGGCUCUAGGGUCUUCAGCAGUGGGGGUCCUUCCGCUC